This is a messenger RNA of Pelobates cultripes (western spadefoot toad), 597 nucleotides long. NCBI's taxonomy places the organism in Eukaryota, Metazoa, Chordata, Amphibia, Anura, Pelobatidae. The record is from the annotation of a GenBank genome assembly.
AUGGCGGAAGCUGCUUCUGGUAUGAGAUGGCUCAUACCUUAUGUCUUCUGUCCCUUGUCAGCUUUUAUGUACUUUAGCAGUAUAUACAUCACAUCACUUUUUCUUAUGGCUAUAAGUGUGGAGCGAUACCUGGCUGUUGCAUUUCCUAUCAAAUACAAGCUGUUGAGGAAACCGAUCUAUUCUGUGGUGGCAAGUGUCAUCAUCUGGGUCACAGCAACUGCUCAUUGUAGCAUUGUCUACAUUGUGGAACAUUUUGUAACCGAUAACAUGACUAGUGUCAACAUGACAGCUUGUUACGAUACAUUUUCACCAAUUCAAUUACAGGUUCUUCUGCCUGUUCGAUUCGAAAUAUGUCUUCUCCUAUAUUGUGGUCCAUUGGUGGUCACUGUCUUCUGCUACACUAACUUUGUCAGGAUUCUCUCCAUGCAACCUCGAAUAAAGAAGAAGAGAAAACUUAGAGCAAUUGGGCUGUCAGUGGCCACUAUGAUCACUUUUAUGGUUUGCUUCUUGCCCUAUAAUGUGUCUCAUAUUGUCGGAUUUAUUGAAGGAGAAAGCCCAAAAUGGAGAGUAUAUGCCCUUCUUCUAAGCACAUUCAAU